This is a messenger RNA of Staurois parvus, 402 nucleotides long. Lineage: Eukaryota; Metazoa; Chordata; Amphibia; Anura; Ranidae. The record is from the annotation of a GenBank genome assembly.
CACUGCUGGGCACUGACUGGCGGCACUGACUGGCACAACCGCUGGGCACUGACUGGCAGCAUUGCUGGGCUGCACUGGUGGGCAGCACUGGUGGGUGGGCACAGGUGGGUGGCACUGGUGGGCACAGGUGGGUGGGCACAGGUAGGUGGCACUUCUGGGCACAGGUGUGUGACACUGCAGAGUGGCACAGGUGGGUGCAUUGCUGGGCACAGGUGGGUGCACUGCUGGGCACAGGUGGGCGGAACUUGUGGGUGGCACUGCUGGGCACCGAUCAUCAGGGCACUGAUCAUCAGUGCCCUGAUGAUCGGUGCCGAUCCUCGCUCUGACAACUGCCGGUUCUCGGCAGUACUUUCCUCACAAUCUGACAGCGUGAGGAAAGUGCAGCCGAGAACCGGCAAUUGC